Tripterygium wilfordii is the source of this 1222-nucleotide messenger RNA. Its product is annotated as probable long-chain-alcohol O-fatty-acyltransferase 5. The transcript has a single exon. Lineage: Eukaryota; Viridiplantae; Streptophyta; Magnoliopsida; Celastrales; Celastraceae. The coding region runs from base 34 to 1065 and encodes 343 amino acids. The record is from RefSeq and is a predicted model, not a curated record. Gene Ontology annotation, biological process: lipid metabolic process.
CAUAAGCUCAUAAGACAUUGUGAAAGCCAGAAAAUGGAAGGAGAAAUCAAGAACUUGAUCAAGGUAUGGCUUAUGGUAUUAGCAUCACUAUUGUAUUGCCGUUUCAUAUCCACCAAGCUUUCAAAGGGCAAGCUAAGGCUCUUCUCUCUCCUCCCAAUUUUCUCUCUCUUCACAAUUCUCCCUCUCCAACUCUCCUCUGUUAUGCCCACUGGAAUCACUGCCAUGUCCAUUACAUGGUUAUGCAAUUUCAAGCUCCUUCUCUUUGCAUUUGAUCAAGGCCCACUAAUUCCAUCUAAUGAUAAAGACCCACCUUUGCCACUUCUUCAAUUCAUAGCCAUAGCUUGUCUUCCUGUUAAAAUUAGGCAAAAUCAGAAACACCCAUCUCACCAAAACCACAAAUUGCCUAUCAAUUGGCCUGCCAAAGUUGUUUUAUUUGCUGUUUUGAUUGGUAUGUUGAAUGCCUAUGUUACCCAAUUGCACCCAAAACUGGUUUUGAUUGUGUAUUGUGUGGUGUUGUAUUUUCUUGUGGAUGUGAUUUUUGGUGUGUGCAAUGGUUUGAUGAUGUUGUUGGGGAUGGAGCUAGAACCACCGUCCGAUGAGCCUUAUUGUUCAACAUCAUUGCAAGAUUUCUGGGGGAGGAGGUGGAACCUCGUGGUAACAAAUACUCUGCGCCGCACUGUAUAUAAACCAGUGAGGGUAUUCUCGGAAUAUUGGGUUGGUAAACAGUGGGCCCCGCUGCCGGCGGUGUUGGCGUCUUUUUUGGUCUCCGGUCUGAUGCACGAGCUCAUAUUCUACCAUAUCAUACGUGCGGCUCCCACGUGGGAGGUCACUUGGUAUUUUGUGUUGCAUGGGUUGUGUUUGGUUGUGGAAUUUGGUGUGAAGAAGUUGGUGGCGGGCCGGUGGCGGUUACAUUGGGCCGUGUCUGGGCCAUUAACGGUUGGGUUCGUGGCGGUGACCGCUGCGUGGCUGUUCUUUCCUCCGAUGACCAGGACCGGAGCCGAUGUUAGAGCCAUUGAGGAGACUAAAAUGCUAUUCAAUUUUGUGAAGGAGAGACUACAAGUAUGAAGGAACGUGUUAGGGUUUUAGCUUGAGUUUUGAAUUCUUGGCUUUCUAAGGUCAAUAUAAGUUUAGGUUGUAUUUUCACCAUGUUUCACCAUAAACAAGAAUGUGAAUCCUUUUUAGGAUGAUAAUUUGAGAUACAAAACAAAUAAUUAUCUUUUUA